Molecule: messenger RNA, 1188 nt
Organism: Cucumis melo (muskmelon)
Lineage: Eukaryota; Viridiplantae; Streptophyta; Magnoliopsida; Cucurbitales; Cucurbitaceae
Product: TPD1 protein homolog 1-like
Exons: 3
Coding region: 580-1074 (164 amino acids)
Biological process (GO): cell fate determination
Source: RefSeq, a predicted model, not a curated record
GGCUUUUGGUGUCUGGGUAGGUAUAGGAGUUUCCUUUCUUCCGACCAAAUAAACACCAAUUGCCAAGUUCAAUUACUCUUCUCCCACCAACGACUAUGAGAAGAAGAUUCAAUCUGAACCCACAGACAAGUAAAUAAAUAACGCCGCACAUCAAAAGCCGACAUCCCCUGUUUUUGGCGGCGGCUCUGUAAAUUGCACCAAAAAGGAUAAACCUUUCCCCUUCCCCACCCUCCCUCUUUCUGAUCUUGAUCCACCCAGUUUGAGCAAUCCAUAUCCCCUCUUACACCUUACGCCCUCCCCUUUAAUGGCGGCCAUCCCCACUUCACUUUGCUUUUACAUCUCUACUCCUCUCCAUGUUUUCUUACUCCUCCUCUUCUUCAUCGAAUUCUGCACCGACUUCAUACAAUAUCCCCAAACUUAGUCAACCAGCUACCAGACUAACUAUUCUUUGACUCAUAUAAACCAUUUUGUUUACACGUGUGCUCACUCCAUUCCUUUUAGAUUCCUUGUCGCCUCUUCGUAAAUGUCUUUUAUAUACUCCCCUUUUUAAGCUAAUUCAGAAACAAAGUGAACUCAGACAUGAAAGGUGGUGGUGCUUUUCACAGAUUUUGCCUCUGUUUUCUCCUUGCAAUCUUUCUUGGUAAUGAAUUCAAGUUGGUUCAUUUGAGAGUUCUUCAGGCAGCUGCAAGAGAAAACAGAAAUGGGAUUUCUUCGAUGUCGCUUCAAUCUUCUAAUAGUGGUAAAGAGAUGAAUCGUAUUGGUUCGGAAUGUUCAAAAAAAGAUAUCAUUAUAUUUCAAGGCCCAGCAACUCCACUACCGGGUGGGAUUCCAACAUACAUAGUUCAGAUCUUGAACUCAUGUGCUUCAGACUGCAGCAUCUCCAACAUUCACGUGAAAUGUGGAUGGUUCAGCUCAGCCAGAUUGGUGAAUCCAAGAAUUUUUAAGCGAGUCAGUUAUGAUGACUGCCUUGUCAAUGAUGGUCGGGCUCUUGGUCCUGGUCGAACUCUGUCUUUUCAAUAUGCUAAUACUUUCCCUUACCCUCUUUCUGUAUCUUCUGCAACUUGUUCUUUUUAACUUUACAAGUCUUUGAACAAACAGUCGAUGAACCUUAAGAAUUGUCUGUGAUCAAUCAAUAUUCUAGGAAAUCCAUCUUCUAUAUAUAUAUAUACAUUAUGGUUGAGAUAUGAA